Messenger RNA from Lasiodiplodia theobromae, 882 nucleotides. Its product is annotated as Spermidine synthase protein. Gene Ontology annotation, biological process: spermidine biosynthetic process. NCBI's taxonomy places the organism in Eukaryota, Fungi, Ascomycota, Dothideomycetes, Botryosphaeriales, Botryosphaeriaceae. Gene Ontology annotation, cellular component: cytosol. The transcript has 3 exons. Gene Ontology annotation, molecular function: spermidine synthase activity. Bases 1 to 882 code for a protein of 293 amino acids. The record is from RefSeq and is a predicted model, not a curated record.
AUGAGCGAGAUCACCCACCCCACCAUCAAGGAUGGCUGGUUCCGUGAGAUCUCCGACAUGUGGCCCGGCCAGGCCAUGACCCUCAAGGUCAACCAGGUCCUCCACCACGAGAAGAGCAAGUACCAGGACGUGCUCAUCUUCGAGUCCUCCGACUACGGCACCGUCCUCGUCCUCGACAACGUUAUCCAGUGCACCGAGCGCGACGAGUUCUCUUACCAGGAGAUGAUCACUCACCUGGCCAUGAACUCGCACCCCAACCCCAAGAAGGUGCUUGUCAUUGGCGGCGGUGACGGUGGUGUUCUCCGCGAGGUUGUCAAGCACGACUGCGUCGAGGAGGCCAUCCUGUGCGACAUUGACGAGGCUGUCAUCCGCCUCUCCAAGAAGUACCUGCCCGGCAUGAGCGUCGGCUUCCAGCACCCCGCCGUCCAGACCAUCGUCGGCGACGGCUUCAAGUUCUUGGCCGACCGCCAGAACGAGUUCGAUGUCAUUAUCACCGACUCCUCCGACCCCGAGGGCCCUGCCGAGUCCCUCUUCCAGAAGUCCUACUUUGAGCUGCUCAACGGCGCCCUGCGCGAGGGUGGUGUCAUCACCACGCAAGGUUCCGAGAACCAGUGGCUCCACAUGCCCCUCAUCGCCAAGCUCAUGAAGGACUGCAAGGAGGUCUUCCCCACCGUCGAGUACGCCUACACCACCAUCCCCACCUACCCCUCGGGCCAGAUCGGCUUCAUGGUCUGCUGCAAGGACGCCAACCGCGACGUCAAGAAGCCCGUCCGCUCCUGGUCCACCGAGGAGGAGGAGAAGCUGUGCAAGUACUACAGCAAGGAAAUCCACGAGGCUUCCUUCGUUCUGCCCAACUUUGCUCGCAAGGCUCUGAGGCAAUAG